Strongylus vulgaris is the source of this 486-nucleotide messenger RNA. NCBI's taxonomy places the organism in Eukaryota, Metazoa, Nematoda, Chromadorea, Rhabditida, Strongylidae. The record is from the annotation of a GenBank genome assembly.
AUGCUUCGUCCAUUCUAUCCAGACUGUGAUCCGCCUCCAUACACUAAGGAACUUUUAGCCGCAUUGAUGAUAAUGAUUCUUGGUGCCAUAAAUUGUUGGUCCGUAAAGUUGGCAACAAUAGUUCAGGACUGGUUCACGUAUGCAAAAAUUGUCGCUCUUCUGCUGGUCAUUGUUACUGGGGCAGGCCUUUUGUUUUUCGGUGGUCCACAAUACCGAGAUUCGUUUGAGAACAUUUUUGAGGGCAAUUUUCGCGAUUUCUAUCAAGCUUCAGUGGGAUUCUACUCAGGUCUAUUCGCUUACCAAGGCUGGACAUAUCUCAAUUUCAUCACAGAAGAACUAAUCAAUCCAAAAAGGAAUCUGCCGUUAGCCGUGAUGUUCUCCUGUGUUAUCGUAACAGUGAUCUACACAUUGUUCAAUGUCGCUUUAUAUGUUGUUAUUUCACCGGAUGAGAUGUUAAUUAGCCCUGCAGUCGCUGUUGUAAGUUAG